Drosophila suzukii is the source of this 1937-nucleotide messenger RNA. Its product is annotated as H/ACA ribonucleoprotein complex non-core subunit NAF1. The record is from RefSeq and is a predicted model, not a curated record. Gene Ontology annotation, biological process: ribosome biogenesis; box H/ACA snoRNP assembly; pseudouridine synthesis. Gene Ontology annotation, molecular function: RNA binding. Gene Ontology annotation, cellular component: sno(s)RNA-containing ribonucleoprotein complex. Lineage: Eukaryota; Metazoa; Arthropoda; Insecta; Diptera; Drosophilidae.
UUGUGCAGAGGAAGACAACACGUGCGCGCACUCAACGUGUAUUUUGGUCUGUUCUGUUUUAUUGGUUCGAUUUCUGUUGAUUUCUAUACAAUCUGUGCCAAAUUAAAGUUGAAUAAUUAUGGAAAGUGAGCAGCCAACGGCUGGGAAAUCCUCAACUUCAAUUGAAGAACCCCAAACUAUCGAAACACCCAUUGAAACGGGGAAACAUAAUGCCAUGGAAGGGGACCUAUCAACAGAUAAGGUGCAAACAACCCCCACGGCAGAAACCACAAAUGCAGUCGCAGUACCACCAGAAAUGGAGCACCAUGUGAAGAAUUCGUCAGCCAAUGGGUCAACACAAGUAAACGCAUCGGUUUCUGUUCAGGAAAAGGUUUCAGAUUCAGUUGAAAGGCUUGCAAAGGACCAACAGGUUGCGGGAAUGGAGUGCGAGACAUUGCCAGCUGAGGUGCCGUCAGGAAAUCCCGGAGGAGAGCAGGAAUCCCCUCAAGAAAUGGAUUGUGAAGCAUCCGUAGUGGAGAAAACCGUUUCACCAAUAACAACCAACAAUGCUUCGCCUACUGAAAACCCACCUAAGCAACCAAUUACCCAAGUGCAGCCCGCUCCAGAGGCUAACAAAGAUCCUCAACCAAGUGGCCUUAGUCUUUUGGCCGCCUACAGUUCCGAUGAUUCGGAUGUGGAGGAAGUUACCCCCGCCCACGAUAGUGACAACGAAGUGGUUGAAGUUCCUGUAACGGACACUGUCUCCGCCACCGCCUAUCGUCCAGUGGUGGCUGUUAGCUCGGGCGGCGAAAGCUCGGAUAGCAGUAGCAGCAGUGACUCCGAGUCCGGCUCAGAAGGAGAGUACCUGACUGUACUUCGCAAGAAGAUAGACAAGAGGAUCAACACCGUGGAGUGCGAUGAGGAUGACGAGGACUUGGAUGAAGAUGGUGCUACAUCGGGCCGACGACGUCAGCCCCCAAAAGUGCGGGGUGAAAUGCUCCUCGAUGAGCUGCCCCCAAUCCAUCAGCUGGAGAUCACUGUACCCGAGGAUGAAUGUGUUGAACUGGGCAAGGUUCAAUCCAUUGUGGAUCAGCUCGUUUUGGUUUCUGUACUGCCGAAUUCCAUGCUGUUCGAUCUGGACACUGUUCUGUUCUUGGAGAAGGGCCGCAAGGUCCUGGGAGAGGUGUUCGAUGUGUUGGGUCAGGUGGCGGAUCCAUUGUACUGCGUUCGAUUCAACAGUAACCAACAGAUCCUGGACAGGGGAAUCAAAAUUGGCGAUGUGGUGUACUGUGCUCCGAAAACCGAACACACCCAGUUUGUAAUCCUCUCCAAGCUGAUGCAAGUGCGAGGAUCGGAUGCUUCGUGGGAGCACGACGUGGAACCACCUUCACGCUAUGUAGAUUACUCGGAUGAUGACGAGGAAAGAGAAGCUAGGCAGGAGCAAAGAAAACGCCGUCAAAGAGAUCGUACGAACUCUACAGACUCGGUGGAUACAGUUACCUCGGUGGCAACAACGGCCACAGAGGCCUCCUCAGUAGCUCCUCCACCACGCCAGCGCGGACGUCGCGGACAGAGGGAGAGCUUCAGGCAGAGUCAAAGACCCACCAUUUCGCAGAACAACCAGAACCAGCCCCGAGAUGAGCAAUAUAACUACCAUCCCAGCUAUAAUCCGGGUAGCUGGCACUCCAACUACUAUCAGAACUACCAUCAAUCAGCGGCCAACUAUAACAUGCCGCCGCAGCAGCCUGGCAUGCACUUCCCAGUGCCAAAUUAUGGCUAUGGAAUGCCCUACGCCAUGCCGCCGAUGUACCCUCACAUGUACCCGCCACCACCGCCGUUCGCCCCGCCCCCACCAACCAACCAGCCGCAUCAGGGACAACCGCCACCAAGCUAGAGAGAGUGGCGAAACAAUUCUGUGAAUUAUUUUUAUUAUUCCAAUAAAAAAUCUCCUUAUUCAA